AUGCAGCCCACCAAAAGUACAGAAAUGAUGGUUUCUGACGAAAAGAGCGCUACUUUUGGACGUCAAGGACCUUCAAGAGAGAGAAUCAUCACAAUAAUAGUAUUGGCUGUCGCGACGAUCAUUUUCAUCGUUGGAAUCGCGUUGAUUGCUGUUGCAGCAAAAGAAAAAGGAAAAGAUGACGAAACACCAGGUAGGAAGGCGGCCGCCGCAACCCCAUCAGACAAAGCAACAAAAUGUGAUUAUUCAGAUGAAGCGAAACGAGUGGGGCUUGGUGAAUUCCUCGACAAAGUCAAGUCAACAUAUUAUAAACUCCAUCCUUAUGAAGUUUAUGAUGAUCCAGAUGUCACCCUUGACAGAAUCAAAGAGGAAUACGUCGCCUACGAUCCGACGCCCUCUACGAUCAAAGUUCGAACGGACACCUCCUUAGAUUUGCUCAAGGAAAUCAGUGAUAAAACUAUAAACCCAGCUGCAUUGAAACAGCGAGAGAGAAAAGUUUUGGCACAAGUGAAGCACUAUCUUCAGCAUGUUUUCGGUCAGCCUUUUGAUGCCAAUUACUAUGCGGGAGACUGGAUGAUGGGACCGAACAGAAACUGCUGGCAAGAAAUCUGCAACAUCGGAAACACAGUUUACAACGGACUGGGUCUUCAUUUCAAACCUAACAGUACAUCUGAUGUUCAGCUGAUAGAAAGGAAACUAAAGACUUACAAAGCUGGCAUCUUGCAGUACAUCGAAAACAUGAGGAUGGGGGUACGUAAAGGAAUGGUUCGAAGUAAAGAAGCGUGCGAAGUUGGAAUGAAAGUUUUAGCGGCCAAGUACAUGAAGGUUUCCAUAGACAACGAAACAGGUAAGCUGAGUUGUUUUUUAUAUCGUGCUGUACGAUUUGGUCUUGCUUAAGAAGGCGUUAUGUAACAUCUUAAGCAUUCACUUUGCUUAAUAAAUAUCUUUGAAGUUUUUCUAAAAUUCUGAUAAAAUUUUGCAUGUAAAAACGCUUUUCUGGCUUAUGUCAUGAAUGCCUAUACCUGUAUACGAAUAAAUGCAUAUGUUGAUCACUAGUGCAAAACCAGACCUAACCAAACCAAAUAGGCUUGAUCCUUAUCUUUUAGACAUUGCCCGUAAAUUACCAGCCAUGACUACUCACAUUGUAUGGCUGUAUUUUAUCGAAUCAAAGUAAUCUUUCCAAAAAGUAAAUGAUUUAGAUGGGUAAUCGGAAGAUAAAGGCGGCAAAAAUGAUGCCUAGUGGUUAGGGUAUCCGAUUCCAGUUCUUCCGUUGCGAGGGAAUACUUCGCAUUCUUUAGCACAUCAGAUUUAUUUCAAGCAGCGCUGAUUACAGUUAUUUUAAUGAAACUAGACAAGUUUGCGCUCUUUAGCGCGUUAGCUUUUCUGUUUGAAAGUUUCUAUGACGACUCAGUAGUUUAUCGCUAAUUUUUUUUCCUUCACGAACUUGCUUUCACUAAUAAGAGGGCUUCAAUACAGGGUUUACAUCUUGUAGCUCGGUAACUUUUACACUCAAGACUACACCUUUCGUGCUCAGAUAAAUAAUACUACUUCUAACGAAUCACAUUUCAAGUUCUGAGCUGGUGAAAUAUUUCCGAGACGUCUUGACUAAAGAUGACAUCAAAUAUCUUAAAUAUCCUUCUGAUUGUGCUGGGCAUCAUCAUGAAUAGGUCACGUGGUGUGAGAUUGAUUUACACUUUAACGCUACAAUUUGUGACAGACAGACAGACAGAGAGACAGACAGAUACCUAUAUUCAAUUAUAACGCUCGGGGUGGUCCUUUCAGGUGCUUGAAAACAACCUGCUAUCAAAACGAGUCCUGAGAACAGUUACAUAAAAUAAAUGUUAUUGCCCUGUGGGAUUCUGGCCCAGAGGCCGGAACCCGAGGAGGCACUAUAGAGUCCCCCGCAUAUAUAUGUAUAGGGAGGAAUAGGAAAUGACGAAAGCUUGGAAAAAGUCACGGAAUCACUCACUUGAAUAACGUAGUACUGUUACUCGUUACUGCGUUACUCUACUGAUUUAGUAACACACCAUUAUUUCAUAGUGGGAAACCCAGGUGAAGGCCACUGUGGUCUCUUCUUUGUUUUCUCUCCGCCUUCUUUCGCCGGAUUUUCAGCCUCGACUUAAGCAAAAGUGCUUGUUACCUUAUUACGCAUCAAUAAGGAAUUUCGCGGCUUCUUUCACAUGGUAGCCCUUGUGAAGACUUUCACGUAGCAGUUCACUGCUGCGAAAUAUAGAGGUUACUGCUGAUUUGAAAGGGAAGAAAGAUUAUUAACAUAUUUACGUUCUUUGAAAAGCACACGAUCAUUCUUGUCUGCUAAAUUUUUAAAAUGUUUCAAUAAGAGAUGGACCCAGCCGCUUGUGUUGACAUAGGAUAAUUGAAUCAAAUCAAUUAGCCCAUGACUCUAACUGUUCCCACAGUUCGAGCUUCACAUCAUAUCGUUAACAAUCGACUUGAUUCACUAUGGUGAUUGGUUUGAUCCUGAACUCGAAUUUCUUCUUUUUUUUUUUUGUCCAACGAUGCUCAGUGUAAACUCUGAAAAGAAGUUUUAAGAUAAAAAUUCGAUUCCUAAAAAAGGCCGGGGCAGUUUUAAUGACAUUAUAUUAAAGUUGCUUGAUAAAAAUUAAUGAUUAGAUACACAUAGAAUGAAAUAUUUUCGCUUAAAAUUAAUGUUCAAACAGUAUUCUUUCAUCUAGAAAAAUGAUCAAAAAUAAUACAUCAAUGGUAAAAAAGAUCUUUUUUGUGAUUUCCCUUCUGACAGCAGAUAGAUGAAGAAGAAUACUUUGUCGAGCUACGCGCCUGUGAAUCUUAUUGUUACAAGUAAAAUAAUCUUUGACAUAUUGAGGGCAACGUCCUAAAACACAUUCCUUUACAAACUGAAAAGUAUUCAGCAACCCCAUACUGCAUGCAGUAAUCAAUAGAAUUGGUCUAAUUAAUGAGAUAUAAACAACAUUGGCACUCGGAGUCGUCAAAUUAGGGCGAAGACGACUGAACGUGCCAAUGAACCUACCUGCCUUAGAAAUCAUGAGCUUUACAUGACUGUUCCAAGCAAGGCGAUAAUUAAAUACCACGCCCAGAUAUCCAAAGUCGUGAACCCUGUUAAUUGGUAUUUCAUCAAUACGUAUAUUAAAGAGUCUUCAACAGAGGCCUGGAAGCAAAAACAAUGGCUUCAGUCUUUGUGAAAUUAACAGACUAUUACUAAAAAAGACGUCUUGUACCGAUUUAAAUAUGCGAUUUCGUUAGUAAUUGAUGCAAAAAUAAUCACAUUUUAUGGAUAGGCUACUUAUUCUCAUCGAGGAAAGUAAAAAUUGUAAUAGGCUCUUCCCCCUACCCUCCUCUGUUUUGAGUAUACAACAUGGCGUACACAAAUUUUACGAACAAGCGCUGAGUGAUCCCGUCCCGAAAAUACCCUCACACUGUAGGCAAACAAUUACUUGACUUCUCUGAGUGAGACUCACAAAGAAAAAAUGUCUCUCUUCACUAGUGAUAUUUACUAUCUCCUUAUACUUUCUUUCUUUAUAGUUUAUUAUCAGAUUAAUUCCUUCAUCUGUAUCUUUGAUAAGCAGAAGGAAAAAAAACUCUCAAAAUCCCCAAUUUUUAUAUGAACUCAUCUGGAGUUCAAUACAAAAACGGUUCGGUAUUUUUAUGAUGUCUUAUUAGCAUUUGCCGGAAAGUAAUGAACUGUAAUAAAAAUGCCCACUGUAUCUGCAUCGUCGACAUACUUUUUAUUCAAAUUGGUAUGGACAAAAUUUUUUAGUCUUUACUUAGUUUUGUGUUUUUUUUUUUUAAAUAAGUGAAUAUAUGAUGAAAACCUUCUGGCUGGUGAUUAAUUUAUAACCCACACGUUCUCACAAACUCUGACCAAAGUUUUUUCCCUUCCAGGUUUACUAAGAGAGUCGUUCGUUCAACCCAUGUUGGAUCCUGAUUAUUAUAUUGGUAUAACAAAAGAGACUGAUGACCAGUGGAAGACAGAACACAACGGGAAGAACGUCAAUGACUCUGUGAAAGAGUAUUUGGUGAAUUACCUGGGGAAACCUCUACAUCAACUGCUAAGGUAAGGUAGAACAAGUUGCAAUCUCUUCGCCUUACAAUUUAACAGAUAGAUUCCUUGUCGUGUGCGUUUGUACAGCUAAAGACCACAGAUGACGUCAAAAUGUGGAAUAAACAAAAAAAAGGCAAACGAGGCGCAGCCGAGCAUGUUAUGAUAGUAAUAGUAAUAGUAAUAAUAAUGAUUUUAUUUCAGCUUUUCCAUUGGAUGGCUCUUCCUCUGGAAUAUCUUAACAUAAAUGUUAAAAAAAAAAAAUGAAAGUCUUAAAAGUAUGGUUCAUGUUUCUUGAAAAAAAUGAGUAGUGACGAAGACAUCUUAUCUUAUCAACUGCUACCCACAACGACAGAGAUCUUAUCAUAAGCUUAACUGAGCUUGACAUUUGUGUUCGUGUUAAAUUGUUAAGUCUAAGGCCCUGGACAAGGGCGUGGCAUCCGCUCUGUUCUUCACUCUCUUCAAACUCUUAGUUUCAAUCAAAAGAACGAAAAAAUGAACAUUCAAGAAAGAAAUUCGGUACUGAAGUUCAUGUAUUACACGCCAUUAGAUAUGUAAAGGAUGAGCACAUUCGUCACUGCGUUCCAAGUAAUAAAUCCAGCGGUUGGGCUACUCUACCACUCAAGUAUGUUUGGGUUGAUAGUAAAGAGAACAAAUCAUGGCCAACAGAUCCAAUCCUGCCCAGUGGUGAAACUCUCAAUGGAUCGCUGGCUUACACCAGGAUCUUGUCAUAUUUCACAACAAACGACAUGACCCCGAUGGAAGUAACAGACCUCGGGAAAAAACUGUUCGACCUUUACUACCCAAUGGUAAGUUGUGAAUUUAUUGCGGCGGGCAUACUGACUGUCCAGUUCACGGCGACCAUAUUGGUUACCAAAACAAUAAAACGGCAGUUAUGCUGAUGUACCAAGUCAGCCUAAGGGAUCUGAAUUCGUUUCCUAAGUAAACAGUUUCUUUGGUUCAAACAAUUUUACGCGGCUGCUCAUCACGUUACUGAAGUUAAAUAUUUAUAUAUGCAAAGGCUAUCCCAAUAUUAUUAACGCAGUUCAAGAUCUUUGUGAAACAUUCUACGUAAAGGUUGGUUGCGUCCCCUCCCCUCCCCUUCCCCCCCCUUCCCUCCCCCUUCCCCUCCCCUUCCCCUCCUCCUCUCCCUCCCCCUUCCCCUCCCCUCCUCCUUCACUCUUCUGACCCAAGGAAAGCUUCUUUAAGGAUGAGGGCCGUGUGAUGUCUUGUCCUAAAGAAUAGCGUCAAGUGAAAUUAGGUGAUUUCGUGGAAUUGCCUGCUACGAGAGAAUUUUAAUUACAAAUUAUUUUCUAACUAAAAAGUUAAUUUUAAUCAACCCCUUCUAAUUUCCAUCCAUAGGUUCUAGAAAUUGCAAGGACGGUAACUGGAAAAACCAAUAACGAUACCGCGAAACAGGAGUUUAAACAAUUAUUAAAUGAUUCUUCUAAGUUUGCAUUCAACACGAAACCAAUCCCUAAAAACGAGUCAGAUGAAGGAGCACACCGGAAAUGCAGUGACACUAAGGGAGCUAAAGAACAUUGCCCUAUACGUUGGGCUGCCGUGCAGACAUGGAUGGAUGAAUCAAGAAAGGUGGGUUUCUAUGGUUAAAUUAAGUUAAUUAGUGGACGUUCUUGGGAUUAUGAGGCAAAGGAGUGGCAGAAACACCCUCAUUCAUACAUUUCCUCGGGAAAGACGAAUAUACAGAUAUGUCCAUAUUACUUCACAACUAAGCUUUUCGUAAGUCUCUUCUUCAGCCUUAUUUUCUCCAUUUCAGGUCAUGAGUUUACUUGCACCAAAGACUGUUCCCAUGUUCCAUUUUACUGGAGAUAAGGCAAGUACCCCUGCCUGUCCAGUUGACGUCCAGCCCAACUUUAAUCCAACCAGUAAAGCACCGUUCUACCGAAGCAGCGACGCUGAUUGCAAAGAAGGUGCAAAAUUCAAAAUUCCGUUUUUCGCCUCAAUGCCAACUUAUGAAGAAUGGAGUGUCAAUGCCCAUGAUGCCAUGCCUGGGCACCAUUUGCAGGUUUAAUUUUCUUUAAUUUAUCCAUAAAUUAUAUGAUUUUUAGAACUUUCUUAAGUUAGAAAACUUUUCCUCUAGUGAAAAGAGACAAUACACAGAAUUUGUCACGGAGAUCCAUUAAGCAAUCUAAAAAAAAUUUGUAGUUUGCAAUUGCCGCAUUUUAAAAAAUUCGUUGCCUUUAGCCUUUAAGUUGUCUUUUUUCAUAUUCUUAUUCUUACUCCAAAACUGCGAACACCAAUUUGUUCCUCGACGAAAAAAGGUUUUAUCCUCGAGAAAAGUGUUUUGUCUCAGUGCUCGAACGUUAUUCUAUCCGAGCUCAGUUAGUAAUAUGUGUUCCUUUAUUCUAUUUUCAGAUACAGGGACACCUGGAGCAUUUCCGUGAUAACUGUGGUGGUACUAUCGCUUGGCUUGAUGGUCUGACUUCUUACACAGGGUUCAAGGAGGGAUGGGCCAUGUACGCGGAGUAUCCGUUGAUCGGAAGAGACACAAAUGCGUACGACGACGAGCCCAUGCAGAAAUACGGGAUGUUGAAGUGGAUGGUAAGGAAACAUAGACAAGAGUGGACCCAUACACUUCUAUUGCUUUAUAUCAAAUUGGGUACUUCGGAUACGAUUGCGUAAGAUAAUGAAAUUAGUUAAUAUUUCAUUUUGAGCUUCAAAUCUAUGAUUUAGGUGCAAAGAACCGUCAGUCGCUGCUAAUAUCGCUCGAGGAAUAGCAACACAGCGAGCCUAGAAUUUAGCGGUACUUUCUAACGACAAACCUCAGUGACUAUGCGAACGACAUCAUUAUCCGUGUUUGUAUUUUAAAUCCUUGAGAUCGAGCGUUGCUGAGCUCAGGCUUAGAUCUGUCUUCUUAUCUGAACUUUUGCUUCUAUUGAUUGUCACUUUCAGACCUUAAUUGCGAAAUAUUCAAUGUUGUUCAUUUUUAAGGUGUGGAUAUCUAUCCGACUGAUUGUGGAUCCCGGUCUGAACUAUUUUGGUAUGAAAAGAAAUGAGGUCCUUGGAUACUUUAAAAAUUAUACCUGGGAUGAGUCAAGCAUGGCCAUGAAUGAGGUAAAAAGCUACAAAAGUUAAACAGAGAAGAUCUACACUCGAUGGCGCUUGUUUGUACAUGUCUUUUCAAUCCUUCAUAGCAUCGAAGAAGCCAAAGCUCAUAAAAUUAGAUGUACAAUUUGAAGAUUCUGUUUCAUCCGUUUGCUGUUUCACUUUUCGAAUAUGACGAAAUAACCCCCCCGCCCUACCCCCUCCAAAAAAGUUAGCCAGUUCAUGUUAUGAUAAAGAAAUUAUGACGACUAAAUUGCUGAUUACAAAAAAAAUUUAGAAGAGCUACAGAAAACCUAAAACUUUUCUUUAUAAAAUGACAAAAGGAAACAUAUUUUGCUCGUGUGACAAGCCAGCACAACCCCAUGUUCAUUUCAGCAAUGUGCUUCAGAGACCUGAAAAGAAAAAAUGAGAACAUGACCAGAAAUAUAAAAUUAUAUAUGUUGUUAAGACUCGUCUUUGCCAAUUGAUGAAAUGGUACAAGAAAAAAAGUUGAACUCUAAAUGUCCACCUCAGGCGAUCCGCUACGAGAGUAUUCCUGGACAAGCCACUUCCUAUAUGAUUGGACAAGGGAUGAUUCUUGAGGCCAGAGAAUAUGCAAAGAAAGAACUGGGAGACAAGUUCGAUCUGCGAGACUUUCAUUACCAGGUAAGGAUGGAAAGGUAUUUUGUCAUGGAGAUACUAAGUUGGAGACAGAAUAAUACUUGAGUUAAAACUCAGCGGACUCCCGCUAUAAUUGUAACGUACUCAAUAAAAUAAUUUGGUUUAUCAACUGAUUGAUAUAUAAAUUGCCGACCCUAGAGAGUUUCUAAGCUGGCUAAGCGUUAGCCAUUUGUCAAAGCAAAUGGACGAAGGUCUAGCGCUCUGGCGAAAGGUGUGAGCUUAGAAACUCUUUACGGUGGCCAAUGUACAUAAUCAACUCACUUAAUAAAACCAAAUUAUCUUUUCAUACUUCCUCACCGACGCAGAACCACAGUGCUUUGGAAAAGUACCCCCUUUAACAUAUUCAAUACAUCGGCUCCUCUAUUCACAGUUCCUCAAAGUGAUUGGCUCCCUCUAUUGAUAGAUUGUAUAAUGUUAUUACUUUUCUAAUCUUCUAUAACUCUAGUAUUCAUUUUUAAUCUUUCAUCUUCAGAUUUUGUCACAAGGAUCCUCGCCUCUUGGUUACUUGAUGGAUCACGUGAAAGAUUAUGUGGCCUGUGUCAAGGAUCAGGCCAAAGAAGGCUGUGACGUCAUCAUGAAUCCGCCAAAGAAAACUGAAGCAAAGAAAGAAGCCAAGGCACAAGUUCGUUGGCCAAAGAUGAUUAAGCCCGCCAUUUAUUACAGAUGAGCCAUCGAUGCAUAUCAUUUUUUGUUUAAUUCGCGAAUGAUUUUAACUUAAGCUUUUCAAAUAAAUUGGUCCGCGUUUGAUGGAAAAAAAUUUCCCUAUUAUUCG
Molecule: messenger RNA, 8531 nt
Organism: Pocillopora meandrina
Lineage: Eukaryota; Metazoa; Cnidaria; Anthozoa; Scleractinia; Pocilloporidae
Source: the annotation of a GenBank genome assembly